AUGAUGUCAAAUAACAUUCCAAAAAUCAAUCAAUUACAAAAUCCUUCACAAUUCAAUAAUCAAAACCAACCAAACCAACCAAAUCAACCAAAUGGUCCCAUAAAUCCUUUAGCAAAUUAUACUUUACCAGGGGUGAUAAAUUAUCUAACCAACGAGUUCACUAACCUUGAAAGGUUUAAGAUUAUGAAUAACUUGGAAAAAUCAGAGAUGAAAUACAAAAUUACACAAUUACAAGGAGAAUUGAAUUCUUUAAAGUAUUCUAAUGAAGAACAAAAAUUAACCAUUUCACGAUUAAAGAAGGAGAAUGCCGAAUUACGUAAACAAUUGGGUCAAGAAGUUAAAGAAGUUAAAAAGGAAGAAGAUAAGUUGUUGGAAAUUCCUCAAGUUGAUUUACAAGUGAUUAAAGAUUCAAGAUUUCAAUUAACUAAAUCUAUGAGAGAAGUAAUUCAUUUAUUGAGAAGUCCUGUUAAUGCCAACCUUGAGUAUCUUGAAAUACCCGAUGGUAACGAUACUAAUCAUUCAUUUGAUGAAUUAUUCAGUAAAGAGAAAUCAGAAUUUAAUUUCCAUAAUAAAGAGCCUGAAGAUAAAGGUAUUUCUAAAUAUUUCCAAUCAUCAACUGAAAAUUUGAAUGAAGAUUUCCAAAAUUUAAACAUUGAACCACAUGUAGAACCAAGUUUGGAAAGUGACAGCGAAACGGUGGUUUUGGAUGGUAAUAAUGAAUUAGAAGUGACAUUACCUGAACCAAAUUUAAAACAAGUUUCCAUCAACAAGACUGAAAUUGAAGUCAAAGAAGCGAGAGUGUUUAAUAAUAAAUUCAAUGAUAUUCUUACCAUUUUUGAAACCACAGAUGAUGGAAAAACUUAUAUUGAAUUGUUUGACACUCAAACUAAUACUGAAAUAGUGAAGUUUUUAUCAACUAAAGGAGAUUUAGAUGAAGAUAAUAUUAUAGACAUUUAUUGUAUUGAUUAUGAAACCGAUUUACAAGUAGCUAAAUUAAUUAUUGUCACUAAAACUGAAGUUUGUCAAUUUGUGUUGGAUAAAGAUGAUCCUUUGAAUACUAUCAUUAUCAAAGAUGAAAUAAUGGGAGAGAUUAUAACUUCAGGUUUGAUUGACUUCAGUGAAAAAUCCAAUGAAUUUUCUAAACAUUUUGGAUUAUCACUUACUAUUGAAGAUAUUAAUCCUAAAGUGAUGGUAUUUGAAUUGAAUACUGGGCUUCGUAAUGAUUUAAAAGCUAGUAUCAUAGGAGAAUUCACCCGUAACUACUUCAAAAACUUAAUAUCCAAUUCCACAUCAAAUUUCGAGAUAAUAAAAUGGUUCAAAUCACAAGUUUCAAAUCAUUCGUCUCCUAAAAAGAAGACUCACAAGAACACUGAUACUAAUCCUUAUACUUUAGUAAUCAAAUAUGAACAUACUAUCAUGACACUUAAUAUUUUCUCCAAACAUUAUGAAAUAGUUACCAAUUAUUCUUCAAACUUAACCUUUGAUUUAGAGAAUAACAAUCAUUUCUUAUUAUUAACCAAUAAAUCACCUGAUGCUCACCAAUUACUUAUUUAUGAUUUAUCCAAUUCCAUUGAUCCUUCAAUUAUUGAUAUUGAUUCUGACGAUAAAGCUUUAUAUACCACCUUUACUAAUGGAUCGUUAUCGUGUAUUGCAGCCAUUUCAGAUAAUUCCAUUAAACUUUACGAUCUUGAUUUUAAAUUCCUCGAAGAAUCUCCCAUCACCCCUAACCCAAUUUUCAGAGUAGGUAACUCCAUAAUCAUUGAGGAUUCAAGCUUACACUUAUAUAAGAUAAUUUAG
Messenger RNA from Yamadazyma jaroonii, 1797 nucleotides. The record is from the annotation of a GenBank genome assembly. NCBI's taxonomy places the organism in Eukaryota, Fungi, Ascomycota, Pichiomycetes, Serinales, Debaryomycetaceae.